AUGGACGACCAGAUCCGCGUGGCCGACUACCUCGACGACAAGUUGCAGACGCCCCAGGACCUCGACUCGCUCGACCAGCUGCUGCACAACAUCCACGCCCAGCACGGCCUGCUCAAGCAGCAGCUGCACGACGCCCAGCGCGACCUCCACGACGCAAAGCAGGCUCAGCACCACCACCACCAUGAGCUACAGAACCGCGCCCGCGCCUUUCGUACUGACCAGGCCGACAUUGACCGCAGGCUGCUCGUCGUCGCCGCCUCGGACACCAGCGACAACGCCGUGCCCCGCUUCGAACGGGUGCUCGACACGCUCCGGCGCCUCGACGUGGCCAACGCAUACGUAGAGCUGUUGCACGAGGUUGACGUGCUCCGCACCGAAGCGCAAUCGCAGCUGCAGACGUCUAACGAGGCCGCCCUCGCUCCCUACAAGCAGCUGCGCUCCCUCCACACCCGCUUGAUCCGCCUGCAAGAUGAAGCCGAGGGUGCUGCCCCGCAACUGCUGUAUCACGUAGACCAGAUCACCCAGGCCCUACGGUCCAAGAUCCUAGAUGCCUUCUCCGCCGAUCUCGACAAAGUGCUCAAGAAGAUCAAGUGGCCAACACCAAAAGCCACAAUAGACAGCGGGCUGCAACAGGACUGGGACAUGGCUGUGCUGAAGCUGCUCGACCUGCAGAUGCCCGAGUUGGAUGGCGUGCAGUAUUCCCAGGGCGAGGCGAGCAAGAUCAAGCUCCCUGCAGUGCUCUUCCCGUACCAGGUGCUGGUCCAGCCCCUGGAAAUGCGCUUUCGCUACCACUUUGACGGUGACAAAGCUACAAACCGCAUUGAUAGGCCCGAAUAUUUUCUCUCCCACAUCACCACCCUGCUGAACGACUACAGCGACUUUGUUGUUGAUUAUGUGCAGCCCAAUCUACUCAAACAAUUUCGUGGCACUGAUCUUGCGCUCAACUACGUCUACAUCGAUGCAAUGUCUGCCUUCAUCACCGCGCUACUCCCCAUGCUGAGGUCUAAAAUCGGCGCCCUCCUUCCGAAAGUGGCGUCUCAACCCCAGCUGCUGAGCCACCUCAUGCACGAGCUCAUGAACUUCGACAACACAAUUAGAGAGGAAUGGAGAUACGACGGUGGUUACGGCGUGGAGGGGUGGAAAGGCCUGUCAUGGGAAUUCCUUGUCCAGGGUGACUGGUUUGGGCGGUGGCUGCAGGUUGAGAAAGACUUUGCCUUGGCCCGUUAUCAAAGUAUUGUCGAGGCCCCAGACUUUGGGGAUCUGGACUACGAGAGUGUCGAUCCCAAAGCCACAAAACCCACCAAGGGAGCAAUCCGCGUCAAUGACUUGCUUGAAACAAUCACAGACCGUUACAGACCCUUGACUUCGUUCACCCAAAAAUUAAGAUUCUUGAUGGAUAUUCAGAUUACCAUUUUCGACAAGCUUGAAGAGCGGCUUCGCGGCAACCUGGAAGCCUAUCUAACUCUGACGACGUCCUUAGGUCGUGCAAUGGGCGGUGUUUCCAAACAAGAGCAGGACAGGCUGCUGGGUACAGAAGGCCUCGAAAGGCUCUGUAAGACAUACGGUAGUGCAGACUACCUUGAACGAGCAAUGCGAGAUUGGAGCGACGACCUGUUCUUCCUCGACAUAUGGGACGAGCUGCAAGAUCGUGCUCGCCGAGCCAAUAACAUUGGUGCCAUGUCUGUCGCCGAUGUAGCAGAACGCACGUCAAAAGCCGUAGGCGGGGAUAGCGACGGUGGCGCGCUCUUCGACGAAAUCGCCGCGGCAUACUCGCGUCUCCGCAUCCGGAGCGAAAAGAUCAUUACCGACACCCUCAAUAGUAACGUGCGCGAGGCGCUACGAGCCUAUCGACACAUCAACCCCUGGGCGACGCUUUCCGCAUCGAGCACCACGCUCUCCAGCACUGCAGAGCUCGACCCACUCGUUACCUAUCUGACCACUACGCUGGGAUUCCUGUCCCGCGCGCUCGCUCCCGCUCCACUGCGCCGCAUCGCGAGAGGCGCCCUCGCUACCGUGAGCUCCACCGUCUGGGACAACGUCGUCAGCCGACACCGCUUCUCGACCGCGGGCGCUGCACAGCUCUCAUCUGAUCUUCACGCCAUAUGUCGCGUUGUCGAUAAAGCGGUUGGACCGGGCGUUGCUGAGGCCGGACUGCGUCGAUGCCUUGAAGGUGCCCAGCUUCUCAAUCUGCCCAUUAAGGGUGGCAACUCGCAGGUGAAAUCGUCCGAUGAAACGGGUGAUGUUGGCGAGGACUGGGAAGCCUGGGGUGCAGACGAUGACGGCGAGGCGCCAAAAGAAACGGGUGGUGGUACAGAAGCCGAGGGUGGCGCUGAGCUUGGCGGGCAGCUCGGACUUUGGGAGGUCGAAAAGAGGUUGUUUGCUGAUAAUCAGAGUGCGAGAGUGGUUCUCGAUGAUUUGGGCUUGGAGGUGCUGAGUGAAAGCGAGGGCCGGGCUGUGCUCGGGCGAAGGGUGGAACUCGCCGGAUAG
Didymosphaeria variabile is the source of this 2487-nucleotide messenger RNA. RefSeq lists its product as uncharacterized. The transcript has 6 exons. Gene Ontology annotation, biological process: regulation of ER to Golgi vesicle-mediated transport; retrograde vesicle-mediated transport, Golgi to endoplasmic reticulum; endoplasmic reticulum to Golgi vesicle-mediated transport. Gene Ontology annotation, cellular component: Dsl1/NZR complex. The record is from RefSeq and is a predicted model, not a curated record. The coding region runs from base 1 to 2487 and encodes 828 amino acids. Lineage: Eukaryota; Fungi; Ascomycota; Dothideomycetes; Pleosporales; Didymosphaeriaceae.